Penicillium argentinense is the source of this 651-nucleotide messenger RNA. Its product is annotated as putative SNF7 family protein (Cta1). Bases 1 to 651 code for a protein of 216 amino acids. Gene Ontology annotation, cellular component: multivesicular body. The record is from RefSeq and is a predicted model, not a curated record. Gene Ontology annotation, biological process: late endosome to vacuole transport via multivesicular body sorting pathway; vesicle budding from membrane. The transcript has 2 exons. Lineage: Eukaryota; Fungi; Ascomycota; Eurotiomycetes; Eurotiales; Aspergillaceae.
AUGAACCGUCUAUUCGGCUCCAAGAGUGCGGCUCCCAAGCCCACACUCGACGGUGCUAUCACCAAGGUCGAAGACCGCGUCUCCAGCAUCGACGUCAAACUCGCUGCCCUCAACUCCGAACUCUCGACCUACCAAGCCAAGCUCUCCAAAAUGCGCGACGGACCAGGGAAGAACGCACUACGCCAGAAGGCUCUGAAGGUCCUCCAACGACGAAAACAGUACGAGGCCCAGCGAGACCAACUCUCCCAGCAAUCGUGGAAUAUGGAACAGGCCGGCAUGAUGCAGGAUAACCUCAAGAAUGUCAUGACAACGGUAGAUGCCAUGAAGACGACCACGAAGGAACUGAAGAAACAAUACGGAAAGGUGGACAUCGACAAGAUUGAGCAGAUGCAGGACGAGAUGGCCGAUCUGAUGGAAGUCGGCAACGAGAUCCAGGAAAGCAUCUCGCGCGCCUAUGAUCUCCCCGAGGAAGUAGACGAGGCGGACCUAGAUGCUGAGCUAGAGGCUCUGGGGGAGGAGUCGAUGUUUGAGACUGAGGCUGGGGCCGAUGCUGUGCCGAGCUUCUUGCAAGACGAGGUUGCGCCGCCACAGUUCAUUGAUGAGCCGCCCGAGCAAGGCAAGGUUAAAGAGGCCGCUGGCGGUCUUGGAUAA